This is a messenger RNA of Sitophilus oryzae (rice weevil), 789 nucleotides long. RefSeq lists its product as uncharacterized. The transcript has 2 exons. Lineage: Eukaryota; Metazoa; Arthropoda; Insecta; Coleoptera; Curculionidae. The coding region runs from base 71 to 544 and encodes 157 amino acids. The record is from RefSeq and is a predicted model, not a curated record.
UAUUCAAACGGCGAAUGUUGUAACGGGUAUUAUUGUUUAGUGUUUUUAGCCGGUGUUUAUUUACUGCAACAUGUUUAAACAAAAUAUAGUUUCUCAGAGAGUUCAAAAGAUAUUAAAUAAUACAAAACUAUUGUCACAGUCACCUUUAGCUGAAAUAGAUCAAAAUCAGAAUAGCAUUUUAAAAUUAAAUAACUUGUUUGUGGCACCAAAUAAUAUGGAGUUGGUUCCGUCAACUAGUAGACUUUCAUAUGUAGAAGAGAAGCAAAGAGAUAAAGGGGAGAACUAUACAAACUAUAGUGAACCAAUAGCAGACAUACAAUUAGGGCAAAAAAACUAUAUUAUAGUUGCCGAAAAAAACUCUGAUGACUUUAUAAAGAUUGAUACUUACCAGGCUAAUCCUAAUGAAGAAUGUAAUCUGGGUAUCAACCAGAGUCUACCAGUGGCAGAAGUUUUGGUCUAUCCAGAAUUUUCACGUACUCACACAAACCAGGUAGGUUUACUAUUCCCAAACUCCUUAUUUAAUCUCAGUUUUUUUUUUAAAUGAAAAUGUAAUUCCUUAUUGUAGAAAGAAGAUUUCUUUGAGCCCCCAACUGACAUGGAGGCACUUCCUUCAACUAGUACUCCCUUAUGUUUAGAAGAGGAACGAGAUGUUGAAGGGAAGAAUGGUAUCAACUAUAAUGAGCCAAGAGCAGAACUAAGGAAAAUGGAUAGAUGUAAUAGAGACUUUGAGGAAGACUCUGAUGACUCCAUAAGGGAUCAAACUUACCAGCCUGAUUCCAACGCAGAAUC